Sphaerodactylus townsendi is the source of this 2248-nucleotide messenger RNA. It is a transcript of the gene APEX2, whose product is annotated as apurinic/apyrimidinic endodeoxyribonuclease 2. The coding region runs from base 282 to 1538 and encodes 418 amino acids. The transcript has 6 exons. Lineage: Eukaryota; Metazoa; Chordata; Lepidosauria; Squamata; Sphaerodactylidae. Gene Ontology annotation, molecular function: DNA-(apurinic or apyrimidinic site) endonuclease activity; double-stranded DNA 3'-5' DNA exonuclease activity; zinc ion binding. Gene Ontology annotation, cellular component: nucleus. The record is from RefSeq and is a predicted model, not a curated record. Gene Ontology annotation, biological process: base-excision repair.
UUGGAGCCCUGCAGGGGCUGCAGCUCUUGGAGGCUCUUGGACACGCGCGAGUUUUAUCGUGAGAUGCCGCUUUGCAGGAGACCAAGAUCACCCGGGACCUUCUGGAGGAGCCGUUGGCUAUUGUGGAGGGCUAUAGCUCCUACUUCAGCUUCAGCCGCACACGCAGUGGCUACUCAGGUGUUGCAACAUUCUGUAAAACCGGUGCUACCCCAGAGGCGGCUGAGGAGGGCCUGUCCGGGCUGUUCGCCAAGCAUGGCGGGACGGUUGGUUGCUAUGGGGACAUGGACGACUUCACACCUGAGGAGCUGCAGGCGCUGGACAGUGAGGGCCGAGCUGUGGUCACCCGGCACCGUGUUUGCACCUCAGAAGGGGAGGAGACCACCCUAGCAAUCAUCAAUGUGUACUGUCCCCGUGCUGACCCUGCCAAGCCAGAACGUGGAGAUUUCAAGCUGCGAUUCUACCGGCUCUUGCAAGCCCGGGCAGAGGCUCUCCUGAGAGCCGGAAGCCACGUGGUUAUCCUGGGAGACAUCAACACUGCUCACAAACCCAUUGACAGCUGUGACCCCGGGGAUCUGGAGUACUUCUUGGAGAAUCCUGGGCGCCGCUGGUUGGACAGUUUCCUGUGGGAGCCAGGGAAGGAUUCACAGGUUGAGAAACCCUUUGUUGACACAUUUCGCCUCCUAUACCCCAGUCAGGGCGAUGCCUACACUUGCUGGUGCAACCUCACAGGAGCCCGGUUGACCAACUAUGGCACCCGCAUCGAUUACAUCCUGGCCGAUCGCACUCUGGCACUGUCAGAGUUAAAGGACGCCCGACUCAUGCCAGAGGUCCCGGGCUCUGACCACUGCCCCGUCCAAGCACUGCUGAGAGCCAGAUUUCAAGCUGCUCCUGCUUGCCCGCCACUGUGCACCCGUUUUCUGCCUGAAUUUGCUGGCACUCAGCAGAAGCUCAGCCGCUUCCUGGUGAAAGUGGAGCAGACCAGCCUGCCAGACAAGGGCCAAAAACGGAGCGGGACUGAACCAAGCUUGCGGUUGGAUUCUAAGAAGAGACGGACUAAUCUGCCCAAGAACGGACAAGUUAAUUUGCGCCACUUCUUCCAAGCUGGAAGGAAUAGCACUGCUGGGCUAACUGACCUGGACGGGGGCCAAUCAGGAUUGAGUACAACCCAGACGGUAGUAGAGGAGUCUGGGAAAGAGCCUCCUGUGAAUGCUGACAAAAAGACGGGGGAGGGUCUUGGCGUCCCACGAGGGACUUCUGCGAGCCUGAAAAAGGAACCGGUUGUGGCUGAUGAGGAAGCUAAGAACUGUAGGAAUGAUUCUGCUUCCUCCAAGCCCAACCAAUCGGCUGCCCUGUGGAAAUCCCUGCUGCCGGGCCCUGCUCGCCCACCCCAGUGCAAGGUCCACGGGGAGCCCUGUGUUUUGCGGACAGUGAAGAAGCAAGGGCCGAACUCCGGGCGGCGUUUCUAUGUCUGUGCCCGGCCUCUGGGGAAGCCCUCGGAUCCCCGUGCACGCUGCGAUUUCUUUCUCUGGGCCACCUAGGGGUCCAGCAGCCAUGAGAGGAUGGUAUUGCUGAUGGCUUCUGAUGGGCAGAGCUUCACCUCUAACACAUGGGAUUGUCCGCCUCUUUAAUAGAGAGGCUUCUGGGAAGUCACCCUGGAGUUGAAGCUUGGGCCUGAGUAGUCCACAUUCUCCAGCCUGGAAUCGGUGUAACACUCCUUGGGACCUGCAUGUAGAAACGGGCAUCAUGAGAGGUUGGAGGCCCACUUUGAGCCCCACACAAGUUCUGAAGGCAAUGUUGCUAGACCUCUAGGCACCAGGGAUACUAUUUCAUCUUCAGGAAUUUGAGAACUAGUCUCCCAUAUUGGCAUAGAUUUUGAUGUUAAAGAUUUUGGUAAACAAUUUAUGUGUUCCAGCUCGACCAGUUGUAAACAAAGGAACUCAGGGCAGUCACAUGACUUCUCCUGUGCCCAGUGAAGGGGGUGUAAUAUGUGUCUGCCGGCCUCGCCCAUCUUGGAUGUAGAGCUCUUCUUAGAACUCAUUUCUCCGAUUUUCCACCAUUGCCUACCUGAUAGUUCUUUGAAGCUGUCUCUACUAAGAAAUGGCUCAUCAGUACAUGGAACUGUGUAUAAGCAUCUCUUUGUUUUGGAUAAAAUAAACAUGUUGCCGGGAGGGGGGAGGGGGGGUCAUUCUGGAUGGUUCUCCUGUAGGAUGAAUAAAUUAGCAUUCUCUUACAUGCUCCGAAAAGAAAA